Messenger RNA from Eriocheir sinensis (Chinese mitten crab), 3416 nucleotides. Its product is annotated as degenerin-like protein unc-105. The record is from RefSeq and is a predicted model, not a curated record. The transcript has 12 exons. Lineage: Eukaryota; Metazoa; Arthropoda; Malacostraca; Decapoda; Varunidae. Gene Ontology annotation, molecular function: ligand-gated sodium channel activity. Gene Ontology annotation, cellular component: membrane. Bases 698 to 3106 code for a protein of 802 amino acids. Gene Ontology annotation, biological process: sodium ion transmembrane transport.
GAAAAUAUUUGUGUGAUAUUAACAGAAACAUUACCACUGUAGAUUAAGAGAUUUAACCAUGAGUACAACUAGCAAUCUAUAUUCAAAGAACCCAUUCCUAAUAGAGGUAUAUUUCGUAUUCAGAGCACGGCUAGCUAAGUACAGGUUAAUUGGCGACGAGAAGGGUGGGCGCAAAAUAUUCAGGGUGUUCCAUAUUCAUCCUCACCUCUCACAAUCUCUUUCAUCGUUGACAUACUCCCUCCAGCUCUCCCGUGCCAAAUAAUUCUCCUCCUUAAUUAACGUCUCUUACUCCUUUCCUUCCUUCCCAUUUUCUUGUGCCACUGCUCCAUCCUCCCUUUCCAUUAUCCCAUUUUCUCUUCUCCACUCAUUCUCUACCCUCCCACCUUCCUCAUACCACACUCCUCUAUCACCCUUCUACUUCCUUCUUUCAACUACCAUCUUCAUCCCCUCCUGCCAUUCCCAUUCACGUCACUUCCACUCCUAUUUCUUCUUUUUCUCAGAUAUAACUGCCACUCUUUCAAUAAUCCUGUUUCCUAUUCCUCCUUUAUUGUCUUUUUUUUCCCUUGUCUGUAUUUCCUUUCCCUCGUCCUCCCACUAUCCUUGCGAACGCUCACCCCAUCCCUCAGGCCUAGUCCACCCUAACCUCAACACUUUCUCCUCUUUCCGGACACGCCAACUCGUGGCCGCGCAGGUUGGGAUGCCGCUGAAUUUCGUCACGUCUGGCGAGAUGGAUGUGAAGCCGCCGCAACUCAGCUACUGUCGGGUCGUAUAUGAAACGUUUCACACCUUUUGGCACACCACCUCUGUAGCGGCCCUCAGCCACUCCUCCCGCUCCCCUUUCCUGGCGCUAAGGUUCGGGUGGCUGGUCCUCUUCUUCUUAGGCGCCUACUGUACCAUCAAAGAUGUUCUGAACGUCUAUAAUAACUACUUGGAACGGCCCUACUCCACCACGAUAAAAGCAAAGAACAACCCAAUUUUGGACUUCCCUGCCGUCACCGUUUGUAACCAAAACCGCAUCAACUGCCAAAACCUGCUUACGGUGAUGUUGAAGAAACAAAAAGAGAACGAGACAGAAUACAAAAAGUUGGUGGACAUUUACCUCCUCUCCGAUUGUGGCAGCGAAACUCUGCACUGCGAUGUCACGCUGGGGUACUACAAGGAGGACUUCAAUCUGUCUGAAAUGCCCCCGGAGGAUUUACUGAAAGGAGAUCUCUGUCUCAGAUGCGAGAAUAUCUUAUCUAAGUGGAAUGAAGCCUGUAAAUUUAAAAAUUCUGAACCGUCACAGAAUUUAGAUAAAUUAGAAAAUUUUGAUAAUUGGUGGCAAAAACUAGGAUGUUUUAAUAACCUUUCGCAGUCCGACGGCAAUCCAGAACCAACGAACAUGAGUGAAAUACAUGAAUCCCUGGCAGUGUGUAGCAAGACCCCAGACCCCCAGCAGCCGCCUACCGGAGAAGAGAGGGAAGAAAACUCUACCGAUUAUUUUGAGCCUCAAAAUCAAACACGUGUUCUUUCUAACAUCUCAUCGAUACUGAAUUCGAACAUUACCGAUUCAGCAAUGGACGCUGAUGUAUACGAAGACGAUUUAAAAGAUCAACCGUUCUCAGACGCCAUCGGUUCAAGAGAUGGGCAACAGUCGCCUUCGAACAAAUACAGAGAAAUUACAAACGAGACCACAUCCAACCCAACCUCAGACAAGAUCCGGAGGAAGAGAACGGCGACAGGGUUCCCAAGCUGGCCAGAUCAUCCGGAUAUGUCAGACUUCUUGAAGGAGGAUGGAUUUGACGACAUGGAGGCCUCGGAGCAAUACAACCACAAGAUGAACUUUCUUGUUAAAUACGUGCUCUUGCCAGAUAACCUCAGGAGGGAAAUCGGCUACGCCUUCGACGACCUCAUCAUCGACUGCAAGUUUAUGGGCUACAACUGUACCAACUCCAGCUUAUUCCUGCCGUACUACUCCGCGAACUACGGCAACUGUUACACCUACAACUACAACGGGGAUCAGUCUCUUAGCCUGCCCGGCCCAUCCUACAGCUUUUCUCUGAUCCUACAUAUACACGAGGACACCUACUUGCCGGACCUCUUGACGGAUAAGGUCGGGGUGAAACUGGCUGUCCACCGUCCACUGACACUUCCUCCCCUAGACGAAGAUGGAGCAGACUUCAGCCCGGGAACGUCCUCUAGCAUUGGUCUUAAGAUGUCCGAGUACUCCCGGCUGGAGCCCCCACACGGUAGCAAAUGUUCACAGGAUUGGAGCAAAACCAGUUACCUUCCAAAGUUCGACGGUGACUCCUUCGACCCAACAAAGGUGUACUCCUACGCCACCUGCCUCAACAUGUGUGCCCAGAGGAUGUUUAUGGACAAAUGUGCAUGUGCCCACCCGCUCCUCCCUCUCUCCUUCUUCUACUCUGAGAAGUACUACGGGUCAUAUAGACUCUGCAACCUUACGUCAAACCACAUUGACAGCACCUGCAUGAGGAGUCACCUGAUUAGCAACACCUCGUAUGUCUUGUUCGUGAGUGAGUGCGACUGCUCCACCGCCUGCAGCCAGGUGACCUACUCCAGAGUGGUGUCCAGGAGCCAAUGGCCGCCGAAAACCGCCUUGCACUCGAUCCACCAGGUGUACAAUAUUGACGUGCUUGUGACGGAAAACAUGAUGGCAUUGGAUGUGUUCUUCAGGACCCUCGUCUCAGACUACAUAGAGGAAAGCGCUCAGUACCCGAGCAUCGAAUCCCUCGUGAGCAGUCUGGGCGGGGCACUCUCCCUCUACCUCGGCAUCUCUAUCUUCCUGUUGAUGGAGUUUGUGGAGUUCCUUUUCCACCUCGCUUACAACUCGAUCCUCUACGCCACGGGUCGCUACAAGUCACCGCUUAACACUCCCCCUCCGAGACAACCGACAGCUAAGCCCUCAGUCACGCCCUCCCUCCCGUCAAAGCUUCCCACCGACUUCUGCAUCACCGCCACCAGCGUCGGGGACCUUCGCAACCUCAGAAGUCUUUAUGGAUUGGAUAGGAUGCUGGAGGGGGUCACGGUACCUUCCCAUCACAAUGAGAUCGAUAACUUAAAGAAUUUCAAGUCGCACGUGUUUGAUGGAGCUUUUCAUUACUGAACUAUAUCUCACCACCGCCCCAACGAUGAACAGCUUCAUCACCACCACCAUUCCCUACACCAUCACCACCGCUGCCACUCGUCAUCAUCUGUGGCCUCCUAACGUUUGCAGACCCUUUCCAUGCAUGUCUUGCCACCUUAUAUGUCAAGGAAAGGUGGGUAAGGUAGCCGGGUAGGAGUGCCUGGUUGUUUGAUGUAGUGAAUUGUGUCCAAGAUCAUUGUGUCUGGAGGUAUUGUGGUAGUAUUCAAACUUAAAAGCACGCGUUGGUUGUACACUUUAGAUCAAUUAAUAUUAUUACUAAAUAAAGCAA